Molecule: messenger RNA, 2713 nt
Organism: Danio aesculapii
Lineage: Eukaryota; Metazoa; Chordata; Actinopteri; Cypriniformes; Danionidae
Gene: pfkmb
Product: phosphofructokinase, muscle b
Exons: 22
Coding region: 93-2423 (776 amino acids)
Biological process (GO): canonical glycolysis; fructose 6-phosphate metabolic process; fructose 1,6-bisphosphate metabolic process
Cellular component (GO): 6-phosphofructokinase complex; cytoplasm; membrane
Molecular function (GO): ATP binding; monosaccharide binding; 6-phosphofructokinase activity
Source: RefSeq, a predicted model, not a curated record
AAACUCCCAAUUCACUUUCUCAGUUGGUCUGGAAGAGAGAGAAAGGUUGUCAGUUUACUGUACUCUUGUCUUCCUCAGGCCAUCUCUUCGAAAUGCAGCGUUCGGCACCUUUGGACCCCACAAAGAUGGGGGUUGGAAGGGCUAUAGCUGUCCUCACCUCUGGAGGAGAUGCACAGGGUAUGAAUGCUGCUGUCCGAGCCACGGUGAGAGUUGGGAUCUACACUGGUGCGAAAGUUUAUUUCGUCCAUGAGGGUUAUCAGGGCCUGGUUGAUGGUGGAGAUAAUAUCCGACAAGCCACUUGGGAGAGCGUGUCAAUGAUGCUGCAGCUGGGCGGCACAGUCAUUGGCAGUGCCCGCUGUCAGGACUUCCGCACUAAAGAGGGUCGAGCUAAAGCCGCGUGUAACCUGGUGAAGCUGGGCAUCACUAAUCUGUGUGUGAUCGGUGGAGACGGCAGUCUGACCGGUGCCAACGAGUUCCGCAAUGAGUGGAGUGAACUGCUCCAGAUCUUGCAGAAAGCAGGAAAGAUCACAGCAGAGGAGGCCAAAUGUUCGUCUCAUCUAAACAUCGUCGGGAUGGUUGGAUCCAUAGACAACGAUUUCUGUGGCACGGACAUGACAAUCGGUACAGAUUCAGCUCUGCACAGGAUCAUGGAGGUAGUGGAUGCCAUCACCACAACAGCUCAGAGUCAUCAAAGAGCCUUCAUUCUGGAAGUGAUGGGGAGGCAUUGUGGGUAUUUGGCCUUAGUCACUGCUCUGUCAUGUGGUGCUGACUGGGUGUUUAUCCCCGAAAUGCCCCCAGAUGAAGGAUGGGAGGACCAUCUGUGCAGGAGACUCACUUACCAAAGAAGCAUUGGCAAUCGUUUGAAUGUCAUCAUUGUGGCAGAAGGAGCUUUGGAUCGACACGGCAAACCCAUCACCUCUGACAUUAUCAAGAACCUGGUGACUAAGAAGCUUGGUUUUGACACCCGGGCCACUAUUUUGGGUCACGUGCAGAGAGGAGGAACACCUUCAGCCUUCGACAGAAUAUUGGGUAGCCGGAUGGGUGUGGAGGCUGUGAUGGCGCUCCUGGAAGCCACUCCUGACACCCCUGCCUGUGUGGUCAGUUUGUCAGGAAACAUGGCUGUUCGUCUGCCCCUCAUGGAGUGUGUGCAAGUGACAAAAGAGGUGACCAAAGCCAUGGCAGAGGGCAGGUUUGAGGAAGCUAUUAAGCUCAGGGGAAAGAGUUUUGAGAACAAUUGGAACACAUAUAAACUUCUAGCCCAUGUGACGGCCCCAGAUGUGAAGAGUAAUAUAAACAUAGCUAUUCUGAAUGUGGGAGCUCCUUGUGCAGGAAUGAACGCAGCGGUCCGUUCAGCAGUCAGGAUCGGCAUCCUUCAAGGACACAACAUGCUGGCUGUUCAUGACGGCUUCGAGGGACUCGCAAAUGGAACUAUUGAACCAAUGGCAUGGGGUUAUGUGGGAGGCUGGACGGGCAAAGGUGGAUCUAAUUUAGGAACCAAGAGGUCACUGCCGGCUAAUAUGAUUGAAGAAAUCAGCCUGAAUAUAGCCAAGUUUAACAUCCAUGCCCUGGUCAUCAUUGGAGGAUUUGAAGCCUUUGUUGGAGGCUUGGAAUUAGUGACUGCCAGAGAAAAAUAUGAGGAGUUGUGUAUUCCUCUGGUUGUUAUUCCAGCAACUGUGUCAAAUAAUGUUCCUGGAUCAGACUUCAGCGUUGGUGCUGAUACUGCGCUCAAUACUAUCACAACUACAUGCGAUAGGAUCAAGCAAUCUGCUGCUGGAACGAAGCGCAGGGUUUUCAUCAUUGAAACAAUGGGGGGAUACUGUGGAUAUCUGGCAACCAUGGCAGGACUGGCUGCAGGGGCUGAUGCUGCGUAUGUCUUUGAAGACCCCUUUGGCAUUCAUGACCUGGAGGCAAACGUGGAGCACUUACUGGAGAAAAUGAAGACCACAGUCAAAAGAGGCCUCAUCCUCAGAAAUGAGAAAUGUAAUGCAAACUACACUACAGAUUUUCUCUUCAACCUCUACUCAGAAGAGGGCAAAGGAGUGUUUGACUGUCGUAAGAAUGUUCUUGGCCACAUGCAGCAGGGUGGAACCCCUACACCGUUUGACAGAAAUUUUGGCACAAAGAUGGGAGCUAAAGCAGUGCUGUGGCUGACAGAUAAACUGAAGGAGUGUUACAGACAUGGCCGUAUCUUUGCCAACACGCCAGACUCUGCCUGUGUCCUGGGAAUGAGGAAGAGAGCCAUGCUCUUCCAGCCUCUCUCUGAUCUCAAGGAGGACACUGACUUUGAACAUCGUAUACCAAAGACGGAGUGGUGGCUGAAGCUUAGGCCCAUUCUCAAGAUUCUGGCCAAAUACAAGAUCAGUUUGGACACCUCAGAGACUGCGACAAUGGAGCAUGUUAUCAAGAAGAGAGGAGGAGUCUAGAUCACACACACACACACAGAGAGAGUACGGUGGGAUAGAAAGUUAGUAAGAUCAACACUCAUGUUCUUCCAAAUCCAUGUGAGCAUACAAUAUAAUAUAGUUUACAUGAUUGAGUUAAUAAUGAGAGAAUGUUCAUUUUUUUGGUGAACUGUCCCUUUAAAUACCCACAACCCACAGAUUUGGGGAUUUUUGUUUUGUUUUUGAUUGAAAUAUGAGAUUUUUUUUGACGUUCACAUCUGAUAUAAAUUGUACUUUGUUUGGGGACGAAUAAAACAGCAAUGCUAAAUGCA